Molecule: messenger RNA, 1050 nt
Organism: Panicum hallii
Lineage: Eukaryota; Viridiplantae; Streptophyta; Magnoliopsida; Poales; Poaceae
Product: zinc finger BED domain-containing protein DAYSLEEPER-like
Exons: 1
Coding region: 1-1050 (349 amino acids)
Molecular function (GO): DNA binding
Source: RefSeq, a predicted model, not a curated record
AUGGUGAAGGGGCACAAAGGUGAUGACAUUGGUAAAAAUGUGAUCAGAUGCAUGACUGAAUGGGGAUUAGAGAGAGUAAUGACUAUAACAGUUGACAAUGCAAGUGCCAAUGACACUGGUAUUGGUUAUUUGAGGAGGCAACUAAGCGGAACAAAUAUUGCUAAUGGCAAGUACUUGCACAUGAGGUGUGCAGCACACAUUGUUAACCUCAUCGUGCAAGAUGGCCUAAAAGAAGUGGACCUCUCUGUGAAGCGUGUUAGAGCUGCUGUUAGGUAUAUUCGAAAUGGAGGUUCAAGAAUAGCUAAAUUUAAGGAACUUAUAGAGGAAGAGAAGUUGACCAAUAAGCCAUUUUUGAAGCUUGACGUCCCAACAAGAUGGAACUCCACUUGUAUCAUGCUUAAAGCUGCAAUUGUUUAUGAGAAAGUGUUCACUAGGUUAGUUGAUGAAGAUAUGAGUUAUGUUAUUGACCUAUCUGAAGCAAGGGAUGGAUUUGGUCACCCAGAUGAAACUGAUUGGGAAAAUGUGAAGAAGAUGGCUGAUUUUCUAGAACAUUUGCAUGAUCUUACUGUCCGUGUCUCUGCUACACUCCAUGUUACUUCACAUACACUCUUUCAUGAGAUUGGAGAAGUGCACUUGUUGAUUCAAUCCUGGUUGAAUAGUACAGAUGUUGUGCAAUCAGCUAUGGGCAGGAGAAUGGAAGAUAAAUUUGACAAAUAUUGGGGACUUUGGCACACCAGCAAUAGCAAUACAAUUGUGAAUGACAAGGGGAGGGGAAAGGGAAAGGAGAAGGAGAACAUAAAUUUAUUGAUUUUUGUUGCUGGUUGUCUUGAUCCAAGAUACAAGUUAUCUAUGUACACAAAGAUAACUGUUGAAGAGAUAUUUGGUGAGGAAAGGGGACAACUAGUUUGGGAAGCAAUUGACACUUGUGUUCAUGAGUUAUUUGAAGAAUACAAGAAAAUGUAUGGUCCAGCUGAAGAGACAUCUGAUGCAAUUGAUCCAGUAGCAUCAAAGGGAGGUAGAGGGGGGCAAACUGAAGGAAGUCAUCGCUAA